CGCCAUAAACAAUGGCAGACCGAUAGAGGUCAACUUCGUCAUUGGCCGUCUUGAUCAGGAUCACCAUCCUCGCUUCUGUUUUGAGGCUCCUACGACGAUAAAGAUGCAGUGUUCCCCGCAUGUAAGCUGUCUUGCUGCAGCUGGGUGGAACCCCUGAUAGUACAUAUAUGGCCAUCGUCGGCGGACGAGAUCCGACGCCGGACUCUGAGAUGAUCGACUGGCCGUCUGCCGGCAGACAAGUCGGCUGGGAUAGAUCCGAGGGGCGGGCUGGUUUCCCAGAUAGGAUUGUAGCAAAGAACGUCCGGUCUCGCUCUCAACGCCCGCUUACCCCAACCUACUCUAUAUGUACUCUCGUGGAGUUGGGGUCAACCUUUCCAUCAUCAAGAACAUCAUUCAGCUCGUUGUCUUUUGACUGAACCGCUUCGCAGGUCUCACCAUGGGUUCUCUGACGAGUUCAUCAAGUCUCACAAUCAACCAGGAGAAGCUGGCCAGCUCUCUGCACGAGAGCUGCCAGUUCGGUGCCGCUCAUCGAUGGGGCAAAAGCACCGAAGAAACGGGCAUGGCCCGUCUGGCUCUGGACGACACGGACAAGCAGGUCAGGGACUGGCUGAUGGAGCAAGCCAAGACUCUCGGCCUCAAGGCCUUUGUCGACGAGAUGGGCAACCAGUUCAUCGUGCGACCUGGAAAGCACAGUGAUAUGCCACCCGUCAUGAUGGGCUCCCAUCUCGACACGCAGCCUACUGGCGGGCGGUACGAUGGUAUCCUGGGUGUCAUUUCCGGUCUCGAAGCUCUGCGCACACUUGUGGAUAGUGGCUACGAAACAGAAGGCCCAAUUGGUCUGGUAAACUGGACAAACGAAGAAGGUGCCCGCUUCCCCAAGAUGGCCGUGUCCUCCGGCGUCUGGGCUGAAGCCGUGCCACUGCAAACAGCUUGGGAUCUCCGUGAGGUCCUCGCCAAGGACGGCGCGCCCAAGUCCAUGAAGGAGGAGCUCGAUCGCAUCGGCUACUGCGGUGAGCACAAGGCCUCGUACAAGUCCAACCCCUUUGCCGCGCACUUUGAGCUCCACAUUGAGCAAGGGCCUAUCCUCGAGGACGAGAAGCUGAAAAUCGGCGUUGUCAAAGGCGUCCAAGCGUUCAAGUGGUUCAACAUCACCGUCAAGGGGCGCGACAGCCACGCAGGCACGACACCUCUUUACGCCCGCAAGGAUCCUGUCCUGGCCGCCUGCAAGCUUGUCGCUGCCGCCAAUUUCAUUGCGCAUGAAUUCCAGGGUCUUGCGACGACGGGGAUCUUCACCACAGACCCCGGCACCGUCAACACCAUGGCCCACACGGCGACGUUUACUCUCGACUUGCGCCAUGUCCAAGACGAGGUCCUGGCCGAGAUGGUGAAGGCGUGUGAGACCGAGUUCCAGCGCAUCUGCAAGGAUGAUAGUGAGCAGGGUUGCGAGGUGCAGUGGGAGCUGCUCGUGGACAGUCCUGCCGUCGAGUUUCACAGCGACUGCAUCGCCGCUGUGGAAGCGAGCGCGGCGGACGUCUGCUCCUCACUGCCGGAAGCGCAAGGGGGAAAGCAGCUGUGGAAGUAUAUGAUUAGUGGUGCCGGGCACGACAGCUGCUACACCAAUAUGCGGGUGCCUACGAGCAUGAUCUUCACCCCGACCAGGUCAGGCAUUAGCCAUAACCCUACCGAGUACUGCUCGCCGGAAGACUGUGCCUUGGGAGCCAACGUAUUACUUGGUGCUGUACUUCGAUAUGACAAGCAGCGAGCCAAGCCGAGUUCCUAG
Molecule: messenger RNA, 1780 nt
Organism: Emericellopsis atlantica
Lineage: Eukaryota; Fungi; Ascomycota; Sordariomycetes; Hypocreales; Bionectriaceae
Exons: 5
Coding region: 437-1780 (447 amino acids)
Molecular function (GO): hydrolase activity, acting on carbon-nitrogen (but not peptide) bonds, in linear amidines
Source: RefSeq, a predicted model, not a curated record